Molecule: messenger RNA, 311 nt
Organism: Drosophila erecta
Lineage: Eukaryota; Metazoa; Arthropoda; Insecta; Diptera; Drosophilidae
Product: keratin-associated protein 5-1
Exons: 2
Coding region: 14-208 (64 amino acids)
Source: RefSeq, a predicted model, not a curated record
CAAGCCGGCUGCAAUGUUCAAUAUAAAGUUUAUCAUCCUGGUUGCCCUGACCAUCUCCAUGGUCCAGAGCUGUUCCGUUGACAAGCCCAGAAAGGUCCAGUGCGGAUGUUGCAAGCCCCAGUGCGUCUCUGGCGGAUCCAGGUCCUGCGGAUGUGGAUGCAAUCCCUGCCGAUGCGGAUCCUCUUGUGGGCGUGGCUGCAAGGGUUAGUCCCGGACUUCAGGACCCCUUGCUCCAAUUCUCCACGGGACUUUGCCCUUUAGAAAACCAUUGUUUUUCAAAUUGUUUGUUUUUCCUAUUCAUUAAAGUACUG